Hipposideros armiger (great roundleaf bat) is the source of this 1347-nucleotide messenger RNA. RefSeq names its product coiled-coil-helix-coiled-coil-helix domain containing 4 (gene CHCHD4). The transcript has 3 exons. Gene Ontology annotation, molecular function: protein-disulfide reductase activity. The record is from RefSeq and is a predicted model, not a curated record. Gene Ontology annotation, biological process: protein import into mitochondrial intermembrane space. Bases 14 to 388 code for a protein of 124 amino acids. Gene Ontology annotation, cellular component: mitochondrial intermembrane space. Lineage: Eukaryota; Metazoa; Chordata; Mammalia; Chiroptera; Hipposideridae.
UUUUCUGUCCCUCAUGCUCCACCCACUGAUGCCCCCCUCUGCACGUGAGAGCAGCUUGUGGAGACAGGUGGGGGGGAGCGCCAGCUGCAGGAAUUUCGGGCAAAUCCGGCCUAGGAAAGAUCGAAUCAUAUUUGUGACCAAAGAAGACCAUGAAACUCCAAGCAAUGCAGAGCUGGUGGCUGACGACCCCAAUGAUCCAUAUGAAGAGCAUGGACUGAUCUUGCCAGAUGGAGACAUUAACUGGAACUGCCCUUGCCUUGGGGGAAUGGCCAGUGGUCCCUGUGGGGAACAGUUCAAGUCAGCCUUUUCCUGCUUUCACUAUAGCACAGAGGAUGUCAAGGGGUCAGACUGUGUAGACCAGUUUCGGGCCAUGCAGGAAUGCAUGUAGAAGUACCCGGAUCUCUAUCCUCAGGAUGAGGAGGAGGAGGAAGAGGAAAAGGAGGAGAAGAAGCCUGCAGAACGCGCAGAGGAGACAGCUCCCACUGAGGCCACCACAACCAAAGAAAAGGAGGGGUCCAGCUAAUGAAGGCCUCGUGGCACUGGGCUCCAGGCCUUCCACCUCAGAGUGAUAUGAACCUUUUGCAAAAUGCCUUUCCGUCACUCUAAAAAAGUGUCUUUCCCUCUUGUUCUGUGCACUGUAAUGUACAAAAUAACUUAUUUUGAUGAUCAGGGGUCUUGGCCGGCCCCUUGACAUAUACACUGAAAAAAAUGAGGUUGUAUGUGUGUGUGUCUCAACAUGAAUCUCAGUGAAUGUAACUGCCGCUUUUGAAUUCUCUUCUCAGAUCACCCUGAAUUUUGCUACCUUGAAAUACUGUGCUGAAUGUUCUCAGCAACCAAAAAUCAGUAUCUAGGAGUGAGUGAGCUGAUUUACCCCAAUUCGUUUUGGUAGAUUUUAUAUCCAUUUUGGAAAGUGAAAUAGAAACAAAAACCUCUUCCUUUGAAAAUGCUGGAGGGGGCCCAUUCCUAAUACAAGAGGCCAGCUGAUCAGAUACCUGUUUCUCAAAAACCAUCUUGACCUUGAAUAUAUGAGGAGACACUAUACUUCAUUUCUGAUACAUUUUGAUUUCUAUUUUUACAUUGAGCUCCAGGUUUUCUUUUGGGGAAGUGGAGCUUUAGACCCUCUGACUCACAAUCCCUUUCUAAGUGAAGAGAAAGGCUGGGUUUUGCUGUUCCUAUUAUUCCGAAAGCCCUAGUUUUGGGGCCUGUAUUUACACUGGCUCUGUCUCACACUGUUCAGAUGCAACGUUCUUGAGAGGUGGGGACCGAAUUGUUACCAAAGUAGCAGCCAAGGGAGGAAACGUUGUGAAUUAAGUGGUCAAUUAAAUGGAAAACAUGGUUUUUACCUGA